Moesziomyces aphidis is the source of this 4197-nucleotide messenger RNA. Lineage: Eukaryota; Fungi; Basidiomycota; Ustilaginomycetes; Ustilaginales; Ustilaginaceae. The record is from the annotation of a GenBank genome assembly.
AUGAACGAUCCCGUCAUGCCUAGCCGUGCUCAGGGCGCUGCCCUCUUAUCGAGCGCCUCGGCUGCUGGCCCUUGGCGCUCGGCGACGGAUCACGACGUGCACGCCGACAACCGCGACGAAAACAUCUUUGGCUGGAUUCAACCAGAUGAGUGGGACACCGUCGCUGGACUCAACAAGUCCAACUUCAUGCGUGGAGACUGCGUCGAGUGCACCACCGUCCCAGACAGCGCCAACAACCCCUCUCUGCCCCAAAGCUGCGGUGGACCCAGCUGUGGCUACGGCGCCCAGUGCUGCGAAUACAGUCGACGAGCCACCCACACCCACGGCCCAUCCGACCGCACUCCUGCCCUGCUGCUCCAGCGUCCCCGCGCCACCUCCACCACCAACAAGAUCGCCGACCUCGCCAAGAUCGAAUCCAAGAGCAGCCUGGGCGUCAGCCUUGUCGACAUCAUCCACGGCCGCAGUUGCCGGCCAAUCAGCCUGCUCGAUCUGCGCACCUUCCUUCACUUCCAGCGUCAGCCACAAAAGCGCCUUCCCUCGUACUACCCUGCCUCCGACAUGCAGUCCUCGGCACUCGACGACUUUGAUCUCAAUCUCGACCAGCCCUCCUCUUCACCGACCCACUCGUUCAAGCACAAGCUCAAUGCGCGCCGAUUUCACUUUGACGAAGUGGACGCACUUGACUUCCUCGUCGCCUACGAGCGCUACGUGACCAAGUUCCGCGACCAGCCACGCGCCAACCGCCUCAACAGUCCCAACCCCGCCACGUGCAAAGCGGCCGUGCGCGCUUAUGUGCGUCGUCAGUGCAAGCCUCGCGUCUCGUCCGAUCUCACCGUCGCCCAGAUGCUCGCGCAAGAAGCACUUACCCCCGACGACGAUGUCGACGACAUCUCCGAACAAGCCUCGCGCGAGGUGCUUGCGCGAUUGCGGCCGACGGAUCUCGGUCUGACGCCCGAGCAACAGCCGUUGCGCGUCGAGUUUGAUCGUCUCGUGCAUCGCUAUCUCUGCUCGCGCCGCGUGUGCAUCCUACCCAGCAAUCGCAGGUUCCGACGCAAGCGCGACUCGUCUUCGUCCUCCGACACGGCCGCGGGCGGCUCCGAAUCUCCUUACAAGCAACUCGGCUCGUCGAGCGCCGAAAAGAUGCCGCGGCUGCGCUGGAUGGUCGAUGUCGGCCUCGUUUCAGAGACUGACCUGCAGCUCUGCUUGGCCGAAUGCGAUUUUUCCACGCACCCGGACGUGCUCGCACCCAUCGCAGAGGCCGUGUACGCCUACAUGUCGCAGCACGUCGUCCCCUUCUUCUUCAUCUCGGUGGCGCGCAACCUCAGCCCUAACACCAAGCGCGGCCGUCUGUUGGUGGGCGUAGCAUGCACUGCCAUCGCGCUCAUCUUCUCGAUCCUGCUCAUCAUCUCGCCAUCGCCCCUUGCACCGCACGCCAAUCACGGCACGGGCAACAUUCCGCGAUGGUGGCGUUUGCUCACCGCUCCCGUCUGGUGCGCCGGCUUGGGCUACAUCCUGGCCUACUUUACGGGUCUCUGCGUGUGGCUCACGCUUCGCGGCAAUCGCGAACCCGACGAGGAGGAGGAGCGCGAACGCGAGGAGAUCCGAUCGCGCAUCUCGGGCGAAGACGUGGUGGGCUUUGACCUCGCCGAGCUCCAGGCCACCGCCGACGAGAGGGACAUGGAGGUCGAGCAGGACACGAACCGAUGGAUGGCGCCCGAGAUCGCCGACAUCCUCACCGGCAUCACGGGGCAGAAGAAGGAUAAGCGCAAACACCAGCGUUCGAGCUCGGACGCGCUUCGUCUGGAUGCACUUGAAGAAGGUCACCUUCGCGUCAAGUCCGAGACCACCGAUGCCGUCGCGUCGAGCAAAGUUUCGUUCGAGUACUCGCUGGCAGCCGAGAAGCCGUCGAAUCCCUCUGGAGCCCCGAUGACAUUCUUCACGGACAAGGCUUCGGCGUUGGCGGCCCCGGCCGCGGUCAUCAUGAACACGCCUCGACGUCCGUCCAUGAUGCCGGUGAUGUCCGAGACGAACUUGGUGGGUCGCCCUUCUACCACGCUGUCGGCCCUUGACGUGAGCACUUCCAACUCGGUACGUCCGAGCCUGGAACGCUCCGGACACUCGCUGGGCGACGUGCACCCGGCCGACGCCCGCGGUGCUGCGAACGGCGACAGCCCUUCGGGACCUACGCUAAUGCGACAGAAGCGUGUGCCUCUGCUCAAUCUUUCGAUUGGCUUUGUCAAGUCUCCCGGCCAUGAACGCGGUGAGGAUCAGGCCGAUGCACCGGUGCUGACGCGCGACGCGCUGCUCUUCGAUCCCGAGCUCGCCGCGCGCGUGGCGACGCCGACUGUGGCCGGCGGUCCCAUGGGAGGCUCGCCCGUGCGUGGAGCCAAGUCGAUCGGCGCGGCUGGUGGUUCGCCGCACGGCUCGCCGCCCACGCGUCGCAAGUCGCUCGCGCACGCCCUUCUGCCGCUGCGAUCCGGCGCCCGCCUGCAGGCGCAGAUGGAAGACGCGCAGCUUGGCUCGCCGACGUACGAGACGCACAGCGAAAAGAGCGCCGAGCAUGCCGAGAUGGCCAUUCCUGCUGUGCCGGAGCCGACCGUACUGGCCUCGACGCCCGUGAUUGGCGCGUCUGCGACGAGUCCGCGCGACAUUGCUCCGUGGGCGAUCGCACCUGGCAAGAGCCUGGAUCUGCCUUCGUCGGCUCGGCCGGUGUUGUUCGCACUCCCCUCGAGCCGCAAGUCGCGGCUGUCGGCGACCACGAGCACCACGGUGGUGGCGAGCCCGCUGGCGCCUGUGUCUGCGGGCGCCAAGCGCACGUACGAGGAGUCGCCGUCGCUCUCGCUGCGGGAGCGCCUGUGGAUUGCCGUGCAGCGCGGCACGGGUUUCGCGGUGGGAACCGAGCGUGUGCUCGACGCGCGCGUGCGUAGGGCGCAGCAGAUGAAGGCGCUGCGUAUUAUGGCGCUCAACACGCUUGCCACCGUCGUCGUCAUGCCCGACGAAAUUGCCGGACGGUCGAAAUGCGAUGCCCCGCACUUUGAGGCUCUCCGCUUUUUGAAUCGGCACACCCGCACCAAAGACGGCUCUUCUAUGGCUUCAUCUCACAUCCUCACUUCUUCCAUCUCCUCACCGUCAGCCAUGCUGCAACCACUUCUCCGCACCAGCGCGAUAACCACCGCACGCAGUGCCACGCGCAGCUUGGCCACUGCGGCCUCGAACGGCAACUUUGUCAAGAUCGUCGAGGUGUCGCCGCGCGAUGGACUGCAGAACGAAAAGACGAUCGUGCCCACCGAGACCAAGGUGGAGCUCAUCCGCAGGCUUGCCGAUACGGGCGUACCGGUGAUCGAGGCUGGAUCGUUCGUAUCGCCCAAGUGGGUGCCGCAGAUGGGCGACACGCCGCAGGUUGUCACGCAGAUGCCCGUGCACGCGUCCAUCUCGUAUCCCGUGCUGGUGCCCAACAUGCGUGGCCUCGAGGGUCUUCAGAAGCUGCUUGCCAACUACGCCGACGGUUCCAAGGGAAAGCCGCCUACGGACGAGAUUGCGAUCUUCACUGCGGCGUCCGAAUCGUUCUGCAAGGCCAACACCAACUGCUCGAUCGCAGAGUCGCUAGACCGGCUGCACGAAGUCACGUCCAAGGCCAAGGCCGCGGGGCUCAAAGUGCGAGGCUACGUCAGCGUAGUUGCUGGCUGCCCGUAUGAGGGCAAGGUGGACGCCGAGGCGGUGGGCCGCGUCUCGAAAGCGCUGCACGAGAUGGGCUGCUACGAAGUGUCGCUCGGCGACACCAUCGGUGCAGGCACGCCGUCCGUGAUGGAAGCCGUCCUCAACGCCUCGGUGCGCCAGAGCGGGCAGGGUCCAGAGUACUUUGCCGCGCACUGCCACGAUACGAUGAACACCGGGCUCGCGAAUGUACUCCAUAUGGUCAGGCUUGGCGUGCGUACAGUGGACUCGGCAGUCGGCGGCCUCGGUGGCUGCCCGUACUCGCCCGGCGCGACAGGCAACAUCGACACGGAAAGCGUCGUAUUUGCGCUCCACAACGAGGGUUACGAAACGGGCGCGGAUCUGAACAAGCUCGUCGACGUCGGUGCGUGGAUCAACGACCAGAUUGGCAGGACGAACGCGAGCAGCGCAGGCAGGGCGGUGCUGGCGCAGCGGGAGAUCCGCGCAAAGCGCGCUGCGAAACAGGCUCAGGCGAAGCUGUAG